Molecule: messenger RNA, 1362 nt
Organism: Dictyostelium discoideum AX4
Lineage: Eukaryota; Evosea; Eumycetozoa; Dictyosteliales; Dictyosteliaceae
Product: phosphatase tensin type domain-containing protein
Exons: 3
Coding region: 1-1362 (453 amino acids)
Biological process (GO): phosphatidylinositol dephosphorylation; negative regulation of cell population proliferation
Molecular function (GO): protein tyrosine phosphatase activity; inositol-1,3,4,5-tetrakisphosphate 3-phosphatase activity; phosphatase activity
Source: RefSeq, a predicted model, not a curated record
AUGUCUGAUGGUAGUGGAUUUGAUUAUUUUAGAACAAUAGUAAGUGGAAGAAAAAAAAGAUUUAUACAAGAUGGAUUCAAUUUAGAUUUAUCAUAUAUUACAGAAAGAAUUUUAGCAAUGGGUUACCCAGCCGAUAGUAUCCACAAAGCAUUUAGAAAUGAUAUAAACGAAGUUUAUAAUUUUUUUGAAAAAUAUCAUUCUGCUCAUUGGAAAAUAUUAAAUGUUGCAAUGGAAAUUUCAUAUAGUACAACUAAAGUUGGUGGAAAUGUAAUUGUUAUGGGAUUUGAAGAUCAUACACCACCACCAUUUUUAUUAUUAUUGGAUAUAAUUGAGACAAUGAAUAAAUGGUUAGACUCUGAUGAACAAAAUGUUAUAGCAGUUCAUUGUAAAGCUGGUAAAGGUAGAACUGGUACUGUGAUCUCUUCAUAUUUAAUUAACCAAAUGAAAAGAACGACACCAGAUUUAUUCUAUAGUUCUGAUACUAUUCUAUACAAUACGAUAUCAUUCUUUAAUCAAAUGAGAGCAAAUAAUUCCGAAUGUGUGACAGUACCAUCACAAAAGAGAUAUGUAGGUUAUUAUAUCCAAUAUCUACGUGACCAAGUCACUCAUGCAUCAUUAUUAUCACCAGCACAAUUUAAAAUUUUAAAUAUUGAUGUAAUCGGUCUCUAUACUUCAACUCAAACACCUCAUUUCAAUAUUGAAAUUCAUUUAAAUUAUAAUCCAAAAAUUAGAAAUUUACCAAUUAUAAUUCGUGGUAGUAAUACUGGUAUAGUAUUUUAUCAAGAUUUUUAUUCAUAUAUAUUACGUGAAAAAGGUAUUAUUGCAAAAGGUGAUACUUUGAUAAAGUUUAAUUCAUUAGAUUCACCUCAAUGUGUAUUUAGAUUUUUAUUUCAUACUUCAUUUUUAUUAACUCCAACAACACAAGAUUCUCAAUCAAUAAUAACUCUUUAUUUUCAAAAAGAUAAUUUGGAUGGUGGUAGUGGUGGUGCAUUUUUAGAUUCAAAAUAUAAAACUGAUUUUGCUAUUAGGGUCUUAUUGGAACCAAUCCUUUCAAAUAAUAUUAGUAAUAAUAAUAAUUAUAAUAAUAAUAAUAAUAAUAAUAAUAAUAGUAUUGAGAAUAAUAAUGGUGUUGUUUUAAGAAAAGCACCAUUACCACCAGUAAUUAGUAAUAAUACAAACUUUUUUGAUAACAAUAAUAAUAAUAAUAAUAGUUUUAAUAAUAGUAAUAAUAAUAAUUUUAAUAUUAAUAUUAAUAAUUGCAAUGGUAACAGUAUACAACCUCAUGUGCAACAAGCACCACCACCACCAGUACCAUGUAGAUCUAAAAAACCAAUAUAUUCAUAUGAACCAUAUGAAUUAUAG